CGCAGCCUGGCGCCCGCGCCCCGCGCCCGCAGCCCGCCCAGGCGGAGUCGGCCCGCGCUCCGCCCGCCGCGCUUCGGGCUCGGAGGUCCGGACUCCGGGCUCGCCGCCUGCCGGGCCGGCUCCGCGUCCCGCACCCCCGCGCCCCGCGCCCCGGCGGGCGGAGCGCACGAUGCCGCAGCUGGACGCGGGCGGGGGCGGCGCGGGCGGGGGCGACGACCUGGGCGCGCCCGACGAGCUGCUGGCCUUCCAGGACGAGGGCGAGGAGCAGGACGGCAAGAGCCGCGACAGCGCCGCGGGCCCCGAGCGCGACCUGGCCGAGCUCAAGUCGUCGCUGGUCAAUGAGUCCGAGGGCGCGGCGGGCGGCGCGGGGGUCCCGGGGGCCGGCGCCGGGGCCCGCGGCGGAGCGGAGGUCGGGGCCGAGGCGCUCGGGCGGGAGCACGCUUCGCAGAGACUUUUCCCCGACAAACUUCCAGAGUCCCUGGAGGACGGCCUGAAGGCCCCGGAGUGCGCCAGCGGCAUGUACAAAGACACGGUCUACUCCGCCUUCAAUCUGCUCAUGCACUACCCACCCCCGUCGGGAGCAGGGCAGCACCCCCAGCCUCAGCCUCCGCUGCACAACAAGGCCAGCCAGCCAGCCCACAGCGUCCCACAACUCUCUCCUCUCUAUGAACAUUUCAGCAGCCCACACCCUACAUCUGCACCAGCCGACAUCAGCCAGAAGCAAGGCGUUCACAGGCCUCUGCAGACCCCUGACCUCUCCGGCUUCUACUCUCUGACCUCAGGCAGCAUGGGACAACUCCCCCACACCGUGAGCUGGCCCAGUCCUCCUCUCUACCCCUUGUCCCCUUCCUGCGGAUAUAGACAGCACUUCCCUGCCCCCACUGCAGCCCCUGGCGCCCCCUACCCCAGGUUCACCCAUCCAUCCCUGAUGCUGGGCUCUGGUGUACCUGGUCACCCCGCAGCCAUCCCCCACCCAGCCAUCGUACCUCCCUCGGGGAAGCAGGAGCUGCAGCCAUAUGACCGCAGCCUGAAGACACAGGCAGAAUCCAAGGUGGAGAAGGAGGCCAAGAAGCCAACCAUCAAGAAGCCCCUCAACGCCUUCAUGCUGUAUAUGAAGGAGAUGAGAGCCAAGGUCAUUGCAGAGUGCACACUCAAGGAGAGUGCUGCUAUCAACCAGAUCCUGGGCCGUAGGUGGCACGCCCUAUCUCGGGAAGAGCAGGCCAAGUAUUACGAGCUGGCCCGAAAGGAGAGGCAGUUGCACAUGCAGCUCUACCCAGGCUGGUCGGCGCGGGACAACUAUGGGAAAAAGAAAAGGCGGUCACGGGAAAAGCACCAGGAAUCUACCACAGAUAACUCUCUUCACUAUUCCUAGGAGGAAAAAGAAAUGCAUUCGGUACUUACCCGGAGAAGGCCGCUGCCCCAGCCCCGUUCCUUCCGAUGACAGUGCUCUAGGCUGCCCCGGGUCCCCAGCCCCCCAGGACUCGCCCUCAUACCUCCUGCUGCCCCACUUCCCCACAGAACUGCUUGCCAGCCCUGCGGAGCCGGCGCCUACAUCACCAGGUCUUUCAGCCGCUCUCAGCCUCCCAGCCCCCUGGACCCCCCCAGAUCCCCCCCAGCGCCCUGCAGAGUACACAAGUGCAACAACAGCAAUCUCAGAGACAGGCAACCUAGCAUGCACGGGACACCUGGCUACCUCCAGGGGCCCAUCCUCUGAAAGGAAGCGACAGAGCCCCAAAGCACGUGGAAACUGGCCAGGGGCCCCGUUACCUCCCGCUCAGGGACCAGGCCCGGGAGACUUCCGAGGCUGUACAACUUCUGCCUGAACCUGGAGCCAUCAAUUCCAAGCGCUCCAAGUGGUGGGACUCAGAUCUGUGUUGUGUCUGAUUAAGGGCAUCCCUUGUGCCUACAGCAGCCUGCAUGGACUCUUUUUACCACCUGUCUUGCUGGCCAGAUGUCCCCGCCUCCCUUGCUUUUCUGCUAUAGGUCACAGAGGGGCUGGACUCAGCCCAGCUGCCUGCCCUACCCUACACCUCCCUAGCCCCACCACUGCCAUGCCCUCCCCAUACCAGACACUUCAUGGACCAAGAAUGAGCUAGUUUAUGAAACAACAUGUGAGCAUGGUCACAACCACAUGCUCAAGACCAUGCUCUCAAAAGGGGCUGGAGAAGCCCUGUUGAUAGAAUGCAGUAACUAUUCAUAAACUAGACCAGAAGGAAGCCUCUUACCAGUUCUCAAGAGCUUGUAAGACAAGGAGGGAAUGGAACAGGCUAAAUCUAGGCCUAUCACCGUAGGCAACAGGAAUAACCUGACACUACCUUAUCAGGCAAGUAUGGGCAGUGAGAGGUACCUGGCUCUAGUUCACAUUACUUAGAAUUGUUUCCAAGAGAAACCCAACCUCCCCAAAAGGUGAUACCAAGGUCCCAAGUCUGUCUCUAGUGGCUGAACUUAACAGCUGAGAGAAACGAUGUCCCUAAACCUGGUGUGCAUCCCUCCCCAGUCCCAGAGCCUUUGCCACAGCUCCAUUUCCUGCUUAGCCGUAUCAGUCUAGGCAGCCCUUGGGCAGUUGUGAGAGGGAGCCCAAACCUCACAACAGCCAGUGCCUACCUUCCAGCAUGAAACAGGUCAGCUUCCUUUCCCUGAUGGGGCUGUAGGAAGGUACCAUCACCAUCAAAGCAAGGAGUCCAGAGAACCUCCAGUGGUAGUCAGUGGGUUUUCACCACAGCCUACUUUAACCCAUUUCUGAGCCAAGCUUCAACCCUGAGCCUUAAAAAACAAACUUUUUUUUUAUUUAAAAAUUUUUUUUUGCCUCUUCCUCACUGUACAUAGCCUGACUCCAAAGAAAAAAGGCUGUUCCUAUACCCAUGUACCCCUCAACAAAAGCCUUUAGUUCCUACUUUAGCCACUGGCUUCUCAGAAUCCAAAGAACAUAUUCUAGUUUAGUGUUGCAAGAAGUCUUGAGAGAAAGAAAAGACUAUUGUAGUAUUCAAAAUAUUUUUGUAUUGUUAAUGCAUCAUCAUACAAAAACUUUUUUAACAUGAGAAUAAAGAUACUUUUUACUGGG
Messenger RNA from Nyctereutes procyonoides (raccoon dog), 3061 nucleotides. It is a transcript of the gene TCF7, whose product is annotated as transcription factor 7. The transcript has 11 exons. The coding region runs from base 170 to 1372 and encodes 400 amino acids. Lineage: Eukaryota; Metazoa; Chordata; Mammalia; Carnivora; Canidae. Gene Ontology annotation, cellular component: beta-catenin-TCF complex. Gene Ontology annotation, biological process: regulation of transcription by RNA polymerase II; canonical Wnt signaling pathway. Gene Ontology annotation, molecular function: RNA polymerase II cis-regulatory region sequence-specific DNA binding; DNA-binding transcription factor activity, RNA polymerase II-specific. The record is from RefSeq and is a predicted model, not a curated record.